Molecule: messenger RNA, 774 nt
Organism: Aaosphaeria arxii CBS 175.79
Lineage: Eukaryota; Fungi; Ascomycota; Dothideomycetes; Pleosporales
Product: dienelactone hydrolase family protein
Exons: 5
Coding region: 1-774 (257 amino acids)
Molecular function (GO): hydrolase activity
Source: RefSeq, a predicted model, not a curated record
AUGUCGUCCGAGUCCACACAGUCCAAAGCUUGCUGCGACACUCCCGCAGUUGUGUCAAAAGGCUACAAGCCCAAGGGUGACUACAUCACCGCCGACGGCCUGAAAACAUAUGCCACCGGCUCUAAGGACGCGAAACGCGGUAUUCUCGUCGUCUACGACAUCUUCGGCUACUUCGAUCAGACCCUGCAGGGUGCCGACAUUCUCGCAUACGGAGACAAGGAGCAGCAAUACCAGGUCUUCAUGCCUGAUUUCUUCGAGGGCGAACCCGCGGACAUCAGCUGGUACCCACCGCAGAACAAGGAGCACGAGCAGAAGCUCGGCGAGUUCUUCAGCUCGAAGGCUGCGCCGCCGAAGACCUUGCCCAGGAUCCCUAAGAUCGUGGAGGAGUUGAGCAAGAGCAAGGGUAUCGAGUCCUGGGGUAUCAUUGGAUACUGCUGGGGUGGAAAGAUUGUUAACCUUUCCUCUCAACAAGGCACCUCUUUCAAGGUCGCGGCUGCUUGCCAUCCCGCCAUGGUCGAUGCAAACGAUGCUCCCGGGGUCACCAUUCCUUAUGUCAUGCUUCCCAGCAAGGACGAGCCCAGAGACGACGUGGAGAAGUGGGAGAAGGGUCUCAAGGUGCCCCACCUUGUCGAAUGGUACCCGACUCAGGUCCAUGGGUGGAUGGCAGCAAGAGCAGACUUGGAGGAUGCGGAGGUCAAGAAGGAGUAUGAGCGUGGAUAUCAGACUGUCCUGAGCUUCUUCCACAAGCAUUUGAGCACAAACUCCAAACUUUAG